CACAGAGAAGAGAGAAUACUCGAAAGAAUCUCGAUUCGUUGGCUGUCGCUGACAUUGACAGUAAUCGUCUGGUCUGGGUUCUGUGUGUAUAUCGUGUUUAAAUGACGAGCUUGAAAUUGUAAAUUGUACCCGUGGAGAGCCAUGAUAUCGCGCGCGGAAAACAUUGUGCACGCAGAGGAGAAAUGAGUCGAAUCACGUCGUGACGUUUCAAGGGAUUUUCGUGCUCGACUCGAAUAACGCUCGAGGUUAACUUCCGCCGGGGACCCGCGUAUCCAAAUGGUCACAAUCUCGCGUUAUAACCUACGCCGUAGGUAUAUGCAAUCCUAACAUCAGCUGAUGAAUUCGAUGUAACUGCGCGCACGACAGCCGGAUUUUCAAAUAUUUCGUUUCCCACGACUCACCGGACAGGAAACGUCGCGAUGGCAGACCUCGCCUUGGGGGAGCUCAGCGGCGAUCAAACCGAGAAAGUACUACAGUUUCAGGAUCUUACCGGCAUUGAAGAUCUCUCUGUAUGCAGAGACGUUUUGCAGAGGCACAACUGGAACUUGGAAGUGGCAGUUCAGGAGCAAUUAAAUUUAUACGAAGGUAGACCAUCUAUGUACGCACAGGACUCACGUGCCCGCCCACCCCAGGUCGUAGAUGACAGUAGUUCAAGAAUUUAUUUUAGUUACCCUGGAAGCUCCGGGGGAGGCGGUGGCCUCUUAUCCUAUAUUUUUUCAAUGUGUUACAAUCUAGUGAGCAGUAUAUUACAACUGCUUUUUGCAAUAUUUAAGAGAAACGUUAGACCUGUGUCCUCUGAUCCAGUGGAAGAUGUAGUCAACUUUAUUAGAGCUUAUGAGGAACGUUAUGGUAACACUCAUCCAGUAUUUUAUCAAGGCUCCUACAGCCAAGCUCUUUCGGACGCAAAACAAGAAUUAAGAUUUUUAUUGGUAUAUCUGCAUAAAGAUGAAGCACAGGAGGUCGACCAAUGGUGCAGAAAUACAUUAUGUGAUCUAGAAGUGAUACGAUAUAUAAAUACGCAUACUUUAUUCUGGGCAUGUAACGUUAAAUCUGGAGAAGGUUACAAAGUUGCGGAAGCACUUAAAUCAGGUUCAUAUCCCUUCUUAGCGUUUAUCGUAUUAAAGGACAAUAGAAUGACAAUAGUCGGUCGAUUGGAAGGCGCACCAUCUCCCGCUGAUUUAAUGUCACGGUUGCAAACUAUCAUAGAUCGUAAUGAAAUUAAUUUGAUCCAAGCACGUCGAGACAGGGCAGAACGUAGCGCAGCACAAUCGCUUCGGCAGCAACAAGAUCGCGCUUACGAGGAGUCAUUACGUGCGGACCAGGAAAAAGAUCGUAGAAGAGAGGAGGAACGAAGAGCACGUGCAGAGCAAGAGGCCCGAGAGAAGGAAGAGUUAAACGCUCAAGAGCAGGAAAUUCAACGUAUACGUAUUGAAAAAGAAUUGACUAUUAGCAAAGUGCCUCUCGAGCCAGAACCAUCUAAUCCUAAUGCGUGUCAUCUUCAAAUUAAGUUUGGAGAAAGAACGAUGAAGAGAAGAUUUCUUAUGACUAAUACAGUCAAGGACGUUUAUCAUUGGAUAUUCAGCCAACCGGAUUCUCCAGCGAGUUUCGAGAUAACAACGAGCUAUCCCAAAAGAGUCCUCUAUCCUUGCAGAGAUAUCUUGACUUUGUUGGAUGCCGGUUUAACUCACAGAGAGGUCCUUCAUGUCAACGAUCUAGACGACUAAUAACGAUUAUUUCGAUAUGACAUUCUUCAAGUUUUGGUAUCAUUCCACAGAAAAAAUGAUACUGUUAUGAAAGACAAUGAAAGAGACAUAAGUUCAUGCAGCAUAAACACACACACACACACACACACACACACACGCAUUUGAUACAUUCUAGUACUUUAUGUGAGGUAUACUUUAUUGAAUGAAAAAUAUAAUUAUACGAAAUAUACCAAAAAAAUAGGAAUCAAAAAAAGGGGGCAAAAAGGUUUAUAAAUGCAGCUUAUUUAAAUUAACAAUCAGUACUUUGACCAUCGCAUUUACUGAUAAAUGCAUUUUGUGUAGUAAAAAAUGAAAUAAUAGAUAGGAAUGUAUUAAAAUUUUUUGAGUAACAAAAUAAUCUCACAAAAAAUUUGUACAACAAGCUAUUUCUUUUAUAUCUCUUCCGACACCAAAAAAUUGGUGUCAAUAAGAACAAUGAUAUAUUAUGCAUUACGAGUGAGUUUCGACGCUUGAACAAUUUCAUGUGAUCAGAUCACUCACUAUAACAUUGUCCACAUAUUUCCCUCUAUACGAAAUUUGAUAUAAUAAAAAAUGUGUAAGAGGGAA
Messenger RNA from Monomorium pharaonis (pharaoh ant), 2309 nucleotides. It is a transcript of the gene Faf2, whose product is annotated as FAS-associated factor 2. Lineage: Eukaryota; Metazoa; Arthropoda; Insecta; Hymenoptera; Formicidae. The record is from RefSeq and is a predicted model, not a curated record. Gene Ontology annotation, cellular component: endoplasmic reticulum. Bases 420 to 1724 code for a protein of 434 amino acids. The transcript is spliced from 8 exons. Gene Ontology annotation, molecular function: ubiquitin binding.